Messenger RNA from Myotis daubentonii (Daubenton's bat), 614 nucleotides. Its product is annotated as ribosomal protein uL24-like. The coding region runs from base 1 to 438 and encodes 145 amino acids. Lineage: Eukaryota; Metazoa; Chordata; Mammalia; Chiroptera; Vespertilionidae. The record is from RefSeq and is a predicted model, not a curated record. The transcript has a single exon.
AUGAAGUUCAACCCCUUUGUGACCUCGGACUGCAGCAAAAACCACAAAUGCCACUUCAAUGCCCCCUUGCACAUGUGCCACAAGAUCACGUUUUCCCCACUCUCCAAGGAGCUGCAGCAGAAGUACAAUAUCUGCUUCAUGCCCAUCCGCAAGGACAAUGAGGUCCAGGUGGUUCGAAGACACGACAACGGUCAGCAAGUCAGCAAGGUAGUACAGGUGUACAGGAAGAGACAUGUCAUCUACAUCGAGCAGGCGCAGCAUGAGAACACUAACAGCACAGCUGUCCACAUGGGCGUUCACCCCAGCACGGCGGUCACCACCAGGCUAAAGCUGGACAAAGACCAGAAAAAAAUUCUUGAACACAAAGCCAAAUCUCGACAAGUUGGAAAAGAGAAAGGCAAAUAUAAGGAAGAACUUACUGAGAAAAUACAGGAGUAAAUGUACCCUGUUGUGUAACCACGGUGUAGCUGUAGGUUUCUAGCCUGGUAUGUAUUCCUUUAAAAUUGUUCAAGAUGUCUCUGGAAUAUUUUGUUUACUUCCUGGUUUGUUAUUGAUAUGUGGCUCUGUAUAUCUAUUGUUGCUGUUCGGAUUAGUUUUAUGAAUAAAAAAUGGAA